AUGAACAAAUUCUACACAUAUUUGAAACAGUUUGCCAACCCCAAGCCAAAAUCCUUCUUCCGAACGUCUAUCUAUGAUUCAAUGCCAACUGCUAGCAAUGAGGGUAUUGUCAAUUAUGUCAAUGAACUUAAGGAAUCGGGAUUAAAUGGAAUCGUACACACUGAAUCGGAGGGCCAAUAUCGCGUGGAGGGAGAUAUUAUGUAUCAGCACUAUCAAAGGUGGUGUGAGACAGCUGGUGAAGUCCCUGAUAAGCGAUCGAAAUUUUGUGAGAAGAUCUCGAAGCUGGAAAAGCGUAUCACAUUCAAGCGAUACUAG
Molecule: messenger RNA, 315 nt
Organism: Phytophthora nicotianae INRA-310
Lineage: Eukaryota; Oomycota; Peronosporomycetes; Peronosporales; Peronosporaceae
Exons: 1
Coding region: 1-315 (104 amino acids)
Source: RefSeq, a predicted model, not a curated record